AUGGAUUCCAAAAACGUUUUCCUCAUCCUUGGUCUAUUGGCCAUGGUUCUUCUUAUUUCAUCAGAGGUGUCAGCUAGGGAAUUAACUGAGGAGGCUGUUGAAAAGGCGAAUGAAGUAAACGAUGCCAAAUAUGGAGGUUACGGCCGUGGUGGUUACCAUAAUGGAGGUGGUUACCACAAUGGAGGUGGAUACAAUGGCGGUGGCGGUUACCACAAUGGUGGAGGUGGUUACAAUGGCGGUGGCGGUUACCAUAAUGGUGGAGGUGGUUACAAAGGUGGUGGUUACCAUAAUGGUGGUGGUGGUUACCAUGGUGGAGGUGGACAUGGUGGACAUGGUGGUGCUUCCAACAACGGUAACUGA
Molecule: messenger RNA, 360 nt
Organism: Lathyrus sativus (Indian pea)
Lineage: Eukaryota; Viridiplantae; Streptophyta; Magnoliopsida; Fabales; Fabaceae
Source: the annotation of a GenBank genome assembly